Messenger RNA from Paramisgurnus dabryanus, 2098 nucleotides. RefSeq names its product ring finger protein 122 (gene rnf122). Lineage: Eukaryota; Metazoa; Chordata; Actinopteri; Cypriniformes; Cobitidae. Gene Ontology annotation, molecular function: ubiquitin protein ligase activity. Gene Ontology annotation, cellular component: nucleus. The record is from RefSeq and is a predicted model, not a curated record. Gene Ontology annotation, biological process: ubiquitin-dependent protein catabolic process.
AGUCGCGUGCCCAUCACUUCGGUUGGGUGGGACUUUCACUCGCUGUUGUUCAGUUCUCCUCAAUGGAUGCCAACAUCUUUGUUUGCUCGCAGACACGACACACAAUCAAACAUAAAACGUUUCUUUCAGCAUCGGAUAUAAAGAGAAGCUCGCGGGAGACGUAUGGCGUAGAUGCACUGGAUUUGGACGUGACCCGAUGAAACGAGGACAUCUCGUUAGGAUUGUGUUUAGAUGAAUCCAGAUGUGCUGAAUGGCCGUCAGACAUUCAGAGGGCAUCAUCUCUCUGUUUACAUACACACUGCCUUGCAUAUAAAGGGACCAAACGAGGGGAUUGAUGCACCCAUUCCAGUGGUGCAACGGGUGCUUCUGCGGUUUGGGACUAAUCUACUCCAAUAAGACCUGCACUAUGCCAUCUGUAACCUUCCAGGACCUGCCACUCAAUAUCUAUAUGGUUAUCUUUGGCACAGGGAUCUUUGUAUUUGUACUGAGCCUCAUAUUUUGCUGCUAUUUCAUAAGUAAAUUGAGACAUCAAGCCCAAAGUGAACGCUUUGGAUACAGAGAGAUCAUCUUAAAAGGAGACCCAAAGAAGCUGAAUCUUCAUGGGCAGACGUGUGCUGUGUGCUUAGAGGACUUUAAGGUGAAAGAUGAGCUGGGAGUGUUGCCAUGCCAACAUGCCUUUCACAGAAGGUGUGUGGUUAAGUGGCUGGAGGUUCGCUGUGUUUGCCCCAUGUGUAAUAAACCUCUGGCCGGCUCCUCCAAUCAGCAUCAGAGCAUAGGAACUUUACUGGAUGAGCUGGUCUAACACAGAGAAACUUCUGGAAAAGGACUCGAAACUGCCAUCGGACAUUGCGUGCCCUUCUUUCUUUGGAGUUUUGUUACAUAUAGAUAAGCAGCCUGGCAGUGUUUUUUCUGCUACUGUAUGAUAUGACUGUGCACAUCACAGGAGCUAGUGUCAGAAAUCAAAGCUCAUAUUACAUAAAUAUGAAUAUUACAUAAAUAACUGCUAGAGUUAAAUAUCAUAAACUCUAAUUUUAAAGAUAUUUCAUAUAGGAAUAUAUAAAUGGAGACCGGGCUGUCAAGCUCAUAAAUGACAAAAAGCACCACAAAAUAGGAAGGUUCAAAUGCUGUUAUAUUAUAAACAGACAUUUUAAGGUUAGUAACCUGACACGCAUAUGAGUUUGAAACAAUGUAAAUGGAGACAUGGGAGCUGGUAUUGCAAACUGUCAGAGGAGAAAAGUUGUAAAAUUCAAGUCUGUAAUUUAAGCUUUAAAACUAAAAGUAAAUGCAGUAGAUAGGACAGCUUGAAACUGAGAAAUCCCUCAUCAUUACAGAGACUGAACGUAACUUUUAGCAUUCCAACACUGAACGGUGCACUCGGCCCAAAGGACUUUUUCCACAUUGGUGUGUGUUUUUGUGUGUUUUACAGAUAUCAUUAGUGGUGAUGGAUUGGAUGUCUUGUCCAGACAUAUAGUAGAAUUUAUGUGCACAAAUCAUUGACCCUCUUAAAGGGAUAGUUCACCCCCCCGGUCAUAAUUUUCUCAUCCUUAUGUUUUUUAAUAUGAAUUUCUUUAUUCUGUUGAACACAAAAAUAGAUAAUUUUAUAAACGAUUGUAAGCACAGAGUUGAUGGUACCUAUUGACAUAGUAUUUAUUUUUAUUACUAUGGAAGUCAAUGGGUGCCGUCACUCAUUCGUUUAUCAAAAAAUCUUCUUUUGUGUUCAACAGAAUAAAGAACCGAUGAGGGUGAGCAAAUGAUGAAAGAAAUGUUUUUACAUUUUCGGGUGAAUGAUCCCUUCAAAAGAUUUACAGCAAACACUACCACUGUUCCUAAGAAAUAGACUGUCAGUAAAAACACAAGUGUCUUUCUUUUUGUAUUUCACUUAUUUGGAUUUGUUUACUGUAAUAUGGUUGCUAUUGUUACUAAACCUGCAGUGUUAGUUAAUAUUUUCACAUGGGUAAAUAAGAAAGAUGUUCCUUUAAUAGGAGUAUAUUUCAUCAUUUUUUCUUUGUGUGUGCACGUGUUUUUAUGCCAGACAUUGUUCAAAGCAUUUUGGAGAAAAAUGUUAAAAUGUCAAAGCCAAAAACGUUUUUAUAACAUU